CUGAUUCACGUUGUGUGACAAAACCGAAGAGGAGAAGCUGGUGAAAUAGUACUCGUAUUAACAAACGUAGUCACGCUAGUUGAGUGCACACUAAUUCGUUGAAUGUAAAAGAUUAUAUUUUUUUCAUUAGCAGCUCAUUUACAGUAAAUAAUUGUACGGAUUUCAGCUUAUAAUGGCCGCUGUUGACAGCUUCCAGCUUUUGUAUAGAGAAAUUGCCAGAUCGUGCAGUUGUUAUGUGGAAACGCUGGCGCUCGUGGGUGCGUGUUACACAGCCAGCAAGGCUGUGAUAUUUAUGAGGGACUGCUAUAGUCUGAUAAGGCUUCACUUUAUUCCUCGUCUUGUCUCCCAUAGAGAUCUUAGUCAGCAGUAUGGACAAUGGGCUCUUAUAUGUGGUGCUUCAGAGGCCAUAGCAAAAGCAUAUGCAGAGGAACUGGCCAGACAUGGCAUCUGUGUGAUUCUGAUCAGCAGUGACAUCAGUAACUUAGGUGACACUGCCAAAGCCAUUUCAGACACUUACGGGGUAGAGGCCAUUUUAAUAGAAGCAGAUUUCAGCCAGGGCCCCUCAGCCUGCAAGCCCAUUAAAGAUGCCAUAAGCAGUAAAGAUAUUGGAUUCAUUGUUAACAGUCUGGAUGGGUCUCUGGACCUCUCUCAAGGCUUUAAGGACCUCUCUGAAUCUAUAGUGUGGGACACUAUCAAUAGAAAUAUAGUAGCUGCCACUCUUGUCACCCGUCUGGUACUGCCCAAUAUGGUGGACAGGGGAAAAGGAGCAGUGGUCAACAUUUCUGAUGGGCUCUGCUUGUGUCCGACUUCCAGAAAGGCUGCUCUUUCUGCAUCUACGGCUUUUCUUGAUAACUUCAGUCGCUCUCUGCACUAUGAAUAUGGUCAUCGAGGAGUCUUUGUGCAGAGUUUGCUGCCUUUUAGAGUCUCAUCUCAAGGAUCCGAGGGUUAUGGUCCUGUUGGCUGGCUGGUGCCAAGCCCACAAGUGUAUGCCAGCCAUGCUCUUUCAACUCUAGGCAUUUCUCACCGAACCACGGGAUACUGGCCUCAUGCCAUACAGUUUCGACUGGCGCAGUGCAUGCCAGAGUGGGUAUGGAUGCUGAGAUCACGUAUAUUCACGAGGGCCACCUGACAGGGAUGUUUCCCAUCCAUGUGAAAGACCUAGUUCUUGAAAUUGAUGUUGCAGAGUUUAUUUUGACCAAACUAACUGAAGUAGUUUAAGUCUUUGGUUCUUUUAAUUGUGAUGAUUUUGGCUCACAUUUAACAAAAACCCACCAAUUCAGUAUCUCAACAAAUUAGAAUACUUCAUAAGACCAAUAGAA
Cyprinus carpio (common carp) is the source of this 1319-nucleotide messenger RNA. Its product is annotated as inactive hydroxysteroid dehydrogenase-like protein 1. Gene Ontology annotation, cellular component: mitochondrion. Lineage: Eukaryota; Metazoa; Chordata; Actinopteri; Cypriniformes; Cyprinidae. The record is from RefSeq and is a predicted model, not a curated record.